AUGCUGCUCAACAUCAAAUCAAUCGUGGAUAACGGGAAGAAGGAAGAUUUUGGCGGCGAUAAGGAGCGUUCGAUUGGCAAUACGAAGGAUACGAUCGAGGUGGCAAAGUAUUUGAUUGGCGAGACAAAGGAUUCGAUUGGCGAGACGAAGGAUUCAAUUGGCGAGCCGAAGGAUUCAAUUGGCGAGAAGAAGGAUUCGAUUGCCGAGACGAAGGAUUUGAUUAGAGAAAGGGAGCGGAAAUUUUUGGCAGAACAUUUCGGCAAAUUAUUAAAUCAAGAACCCAAGAUGUCAAACACAGGGGAACAAAACACAGAACAAUCAGUGAUAUAUCAACAGCAGAAAGCAGAGAUGUCAGAACUUAAGGACUCAAUGAAACACAUGCAGGAUAUGAUGAUGACAUUGAUAAAUCAAGCCAAAGCACCACAGAAUGUACCGGUACCAGAAACUCCACCACCGCGUGGACCUUCAUUACGAUUUGCAACCUCAACACCGUAUACGGGAAUUGCCGGAGCAGAAACUACUAUUGGAGCGGGAGAAGAAAGCUUGUUAGGAUUAGCGGUAACCUCAUCUGAAGAAAAAGUGGAAUUAUUCAUCAAGCGCGUGGAGAAGAUUGCUUCCUUGCACAAAGCUGGCGGACAAGACGUGGCUCUUCAGUUACCUUUUAUGGUUAAAUCUAAGAAGAUCAGUGAAUGCAUUGAGAAUAUGGAAGGACACGAGAAUCGGGAUUGGGACUUGUUGAAGAAGGAAAUGAUUCGUAAAUGGGGACGGGCAACACCACUCAGACGAUUUAACGAGGAUUCGGUUUCGAUAUUGGUCAGCAAGACGUGA
This is a messenger RNA of Puccinia graminis f. sp. tritici CRL 75-36-700-3, 828 nucleotides long. RefSeq lists its product as uncharacterized. The transcript is spliced from 4 exons. The coding region runs from base 1 to 828 and encodes 275 amino acids. Lineage: Eukaryota; Fungi; Basidiomycota; Pucciniomycetes; Pucciniales; Pucciniaceae. The record is from RefSeq and is a predicted model, not a curated record.